This is a messenger RNA of Penicillium malachiteum, 1218 nucleotides long. Its product is annotated as ankyrin repeat domain-containing protein. Gene Ontology annotation, molecular function: protein binding. The coding region runs from base 1 to 1218 and encodes 405 amino acids. NCBI's taxonomy places the organism in Eukaryota, Fungi, Ascomycota, Eurotiomycetes, Eurotiales, Aspergillaceae. The record is from RefSeq and is a predicted model, not a curated record. The transcript has a single exon.
AUGGUUAACCAGUGGGUGGAAAUCAAUGGGUUCCAUCUCGCGGUGUAUCUGGGACUUCACGAUGCUGCAAGAGCCCUUAUCGAAGAUGGAUACAGUGUUAACUCAGCUGACAGUAUGCUCCGUACUGCAAUAUCAUGGCUUGCAGAAGCUGGAAGUGACGAGGGUGUUAAAUUUAUGUUGACUCACGGUACCGAUCCUGAUCACAUAGAUACGAAUGGCCAAACAGCCCUAUCAUAUGCUGCUCUCACAGGCCGAGAGGAAGUGUUCCAUGCACUGAAGGAUGCUGGAUGUCAAAUGGAACCCAAGAAUAGUCAGGGUCAAACACCACUCUUCUACGCUAUUUGGGGCGGUCAUAAGAGAAUCGUUCAGUUGCUUCUGGAAGAACAGGUGGAUGCAAAUUGCAAGGAUUCCAACGGGCAAACACCAUUUCUUCAUGCCGUCCAGCAUGUAUUUGAAAAUCAUUCCAGUGGAAGUUCACGAAUGAGCAUCGUGGAGCUCCUGUUGUACAAUGGAGUUGACCCAAGUUGCCAAGAUAAAACCGGCCAGAGUCCUCUUUUCUAUGCCGUGCAAGGAGGUAAUACCGACUUAGUGCAGCUUUUGUUAGAGGCUGGCUCUAGCGUUGAGUGUGAAGAUCUUCAAGGGAGGACGGCACUUUUGUGCGCGGUCGCACUUGGAUUAGAGCAAAUUGUCAAGAUCUUACUAGCAUGGGGUGCUAACACAGAAUGCAAAGAUCACCAUGGUAAAACGCCAUUGUCAUCGUCUGCCGCUCUUGGAGAUGAGUCCAUGGUACAGAUACUGCUGUAUGGUGGAGCUGAUGUGAACAGCAAAGAUGAACACUUUGAAAAGACGGCCCUGUCUUAUGCAGCCUGGAAUGGGUUUAAAUCUGUUGUGGAUCUUCUCCUUGAUUAUGGAGCUGAUCCCAACUGCACAGAUAACCAAGAACGAACCCCAUUGUCGUGGGCAGCUGAAUAUGGGCAUGUGGAAAUUGUUCGAGUGCUUUUGAAUCACAGUGCUGAGUCUGGGCUUGAUGAGGAUCUAUAUCGUCGAACGCCGAUAGCCUGGGCUGCAUUGAGAGGGCACCAAGCUGUCAUCGACCUGCUAUUAGCGACGGACCCUUAUGCAGAUGAUGUGGAAGUUAAAGAUCUUGUACCCAGGAUAAAUCCUGAGAGGAUUGAGAUACUGGAAGGUUUGUCUAAAUCAUUCAAGAUUGAGGAAUAA